AUGACGGAGAAAACUGCUCCCUGGUGGAGGUCGUUCGCGGGCAAGAGACGAAAAGCAGCCAGAGAAUCUGCCGCGAUACUGGAGCAGGACUUCCGUAACCAGGCUUCACCUGGGUCCACACAUCACCCCUCCGCUGAGCCGGACCAACGACACAAUUCACCAGCACGUCCAACGGAAGAAAGGGGCAAUGGCUUACCGAGCGACGAAACAUAUGACGACUCAACUGAGCAGUCGACUUUCAGUGAGAGCUCCAACCGUCGCAAUCUCCGAGUGUCACGCUCUGGUCGUUUCAAAGAGAAAAGGACGACGCGCGUGGGUCUUCAGCAGAACCGUGAGGAGGCGGCUAAAUCAGGAGAAUAG
Messenger RNA from Xyrauchen texanus (razorback sucker), 360 nucleotides. Its product is annotated as proline-rich protein 15-like. The coding region runs from base 1 to 360 and encodes 119 amino acids. NCBI's taxonomy places the organism in Eukaryota, Metazoa, Chordata, Actinopteri, Cypriniformes, Catostomidae. The transcript has a single exon. The record is from RefSeq and is a predicted model, not a curated record.